Aureobasidium pullulans EXF-150 is the source of this 1002-nucleotide messenger RNA. RefSeq names its product NAD(P)-binding protein. The transcript has a single exon. The record is from RefSeq and is a predicted model, not a curated record. Gene Ontology annotation, molecular function: nucleotide binding. Bases 1 to 1002 code for a protein of 333 amino acids. Lineage: Eukaryota; Fungi; Ascomycota; Dothideomycetes; Dothideales; Saccotheciaceae.
AUGGUUCUCAACUUUGGCAUCAUCGGCACCAACUGGAUCACCGAGUCCUUCAUUCAAUGCGCCCAGGCAUCUGAACAAUGGAAGCUGGCAGCAGUCUACUCUCGCAGUGAGGAAAGUGCUCGCACCUUUGCCAACAAGUUCUCCGUCAAGACCGUCUACACAUCCAUCGAGUCGCUUGUCCAAGACUCAAACCUCGACGCCGUCUACGUCGCCUCGCCCAACUCCCUCCACUACUCGCAAGCAAAGACAAUCCUCCAGGCAAAGAAGCAUGUCAUCCUCGAGAAGCCCGCCACCUCGACCCACGCCGAACUCGAGGAUCUCUUCAAGAUCGCCAAAGAGAACAACGUCUUCUUGAUUGAAGCCUACCGCCACAUUCAAGAAGUCAACUACAAGCUCCUCCGCCGUGUUCUGUUCGACGAGAAGAAGCUGGGAACCAUCUUUGGUGCCAGUCUCAACUUCUCCAUGUACAGUUCCCGUUACAACAAUGUUCUCGCUGGCGAGACUCCCAACAUUUUCAGCCUUGAAAUGUCAGGUGGCUCUCUUGUUGACAUGGGUGUUUACCCCGUCAUGUUCGCUAUCGCUCUAUUCGGCAAGCCCAAGUCGCAAACAUACGCUCCCGUCAUCUGCCACACUGGUGCCGACGCCGGUGGCUUCAUUAUCCUACAGUACGAGAAGUUUGGUGUCCAGAUCCAACAGAGCAAGUGCUUUACCUCGUUCGCUCCUACUGAGAUUUACGGUGAGAACGGCACCAUUAGCUUGAACUCCGUCACCGACAUCGCCAGCGUCAAGCUUUGGGAUCGCAAGACUAAGCAGACUGAAGAACUGGCAGAAAAGAAGAUGGACCUCAACUUGCAAGAAGAGGCAACAGAGUUCGCUCGUAUCAUCAACAACAAGGACACAGAUGCCGCUGCUAAGCUCGAGCAAUUGAGCUACGACAUUGUUUCCGUCACCUCUGAUCUGAGAAGACAAAACGGUAUCUUGUACCCCGCCGACAAGGCAUAG